AUGACAUCCAAGAUGGUCACAGUGCUUGAUAACGAAGAAACCACUGAUCUCAAACCAGAUCCACAGGCGGUCAAGGCGGCUGCUACCAGAGAACAGAUUUCACCUACAUCUCAGCACGAAAAAAGUUUCCGAACCCGCUCCAAGUCUUUGUCGUCUUCUUCGGUUCGGCCACGUCAGACUCUGACUGUGAAUAGUGCUGCACAAGAAUUUAUUCCCUCUUUGCCCAAUGAUGAUACAACAGAAGCAGUGAAAGUGCGUAGCUGGGAAAUGAUUUUAGAACACUCUAUUAAAGCUAUUGUUGCGAUCAAGGCUAAUGAUGUAAGAAGUUUCGAUACUGAAGUGUCGGGCGAAUACACUGCUACUGGUUUCGUGGUCGACGCAGAACGUGGCCUCAUUCUCUCCAACAGACAUGUUGUAUCACCUGGUCCAGUAGUAGCCCAAGCGGUCUUUACCAACUACGAAGAAGUCGAAUUACAGCCCAUUUAUCGUGACCCUGUUCAUGAUUUUGGGUUUUUCAGAUUCAACCCCAAAAAGGUCAAAUUUAUACAGCUCGUACAAAUCCCGCUAAGUCCAGAGAGAGCUAAAGUUGGUGUCGAAAUAAGAGUCGUUGGAAAUGAUGCGGGAGAGAAAUUGUCAAUUCUGGCAGGAACUUUGGCUAGAUUGGAUCGCAGAGCGCCUGAAUAUGGCAUUGGCGAAUACAACGACUUUAACACAUUCUAUUUGCAAGCGGCUUCCGGAACCAGUGGCGGUUCAUCCGGUAGCCCAGUUCUCGACAUUGAUGGCCAUGCCAUUGCCCUAAACGCUGGUGGAGCAAGCAGAGCUCAAUCGAGCUAUUAUCUUCCUCUCGAUCGCAUAGUGCGUGCACUCCACUGCCUACAAAAGGGUGAAGGAGUUCCCCGCGGCACACUACAAACCGAAUUCGAACAUUCUCCGUAUGACGAAUUACGCCGAUUGGGUCUCAAGACCGGUAUAGAACAGCAAGUGCGAGAAAAGUUUCCCGAGGAAACGGGAUUGCUUGUCGUGCGAAAAGUAUUACCAAAAGGACCGGCAGAUGGUCUACUUAUACCGGGGGACAUUUUAAUUAAAGUGAAUGGCAACAUGGUCACCAACUUUAACAGUUUGUUUUCGAUUAUCGAUGAUUCCGUUGGCGAAGAGAUAGUCCUUACUAUAGGUCGAGGGAAGGUUUUAGAGAGUGUUACCGUGCGGAUACAAGAUUUGCAUUCGAUUACGCCAAAUCGAUUUGUCGAGAUUGGAGGUGGAGUAGUGAACGAGUUGUCGUAUCAGUUAGCUCAUUCGUAUCAGCAGCCCGUUGGUGGGCCGUAUGUUGCUACCCCGGGUCAUAUGUUGGCCAGUGCAUCGGCUUGGAGGAAGAGUGUGAUUGUCAGCGUGAAUAAUAUCCCGACACCUAACUUGGAUGCCUUUAUCGAAGCUAUGAAGACGCUACCUGAUGGUGCGAGAGUUCCGAUAAGGUUUUAUUCAUUGUUAAAAUUUUACAAGGAGCGAGUCAUGAUUAUGCAUGUGGAUAGACAUUGGCACAAGUUCCAAGUAGCCAUGCGGGAUGACAACUCUGGAAAAUGGAUUUUCGAAGAAAUGCUUCCGCCCCCGGCUAUCCAUUCUUAUAUACCGGCCACUGCAUCGUAUCAGGUGUUGGAUUCAUCUAUUUACCCAGCUGGCAAGUUAUGGCCUUCGUUCGUGGCCCUAGAUUUUCAUUUACCAUACCUCGUCAGUGGUAUGAAGAGCACUCAGUUCCGCGGUUCGGGCGUUGUAUUAUCGACAGACCCACCAUUAAUCGCAUGCGACCGCGAUACUAUUCCAAUAAGCGUGGGCGAUAUAUUCAUCACAUUCGCAAACAGCAUAAUCAUCCCCGGGCGAUUACUUUAUCUUCAUCCAUUCUACAAUUAUGCUAUCCUCACUUAUGAUGCGUCAUUACUGGGCGAAACCCCGGUAGUUGCGGCUGAAUUGAACGAUAGAGAAUUAAAUCAGGGAGAUGAAGUUUAUCUUGUUGGUAUAGGAAAUGAUCAGUCGCCCGUUAUGAAGAAGACGAUUGUUACAAGCAUUAGAAAUGUCGGAACGAAAGAAUGCAGCCCUCCCAGAUGGAGGGCCAUGAAUGUUGAGGGAAUAGGUAUCGAUGACCCUGUUGGAUCCCAAGUUAUUGGCGGAGUACUCUGUACGCAAAAGGGCCAAAUACAAGCUCUUUGGCUCGGCUACUCAUCCCAAAAUGACAAAGGCAAAGACAUAUCGUUUAUGUUUGGUCUCUCGAUCUCCCUCGUGCGCAAUGUGCUCGAACCUCUAAGGAAGGGUAUAAUACCCAAACUACACAAUUUGAAUGUAGAAUUCUGGACGAUGCGCAUUGCUCCCGCGCGCACUUUAGGUUUAACGGAUAAGUGGGUUAGGAAAAUUGAAGAAGUGCCUAAUUCUAAGCAUACGUUGCUGUAUGUGUUGAACAUUCUGGACACUGCAAGUCCGGCCGGGAAGCUGUUAAAGGUUGGGGAUAUAGUGUUGAAGAUGAAUGGGAAGGUUGUUACGAGAAUGGCGGAUUUACCCAUUGUGAUACAUAGUUCGGAAACGGUCGACAUGCUUAUCCUCCGCGAUGGCAAAGAAAUGAACAUACAAGUUGCAACGACACUGUAUACUGGGGAAGAGACAACUCGAGUGAUUGGCUGGGCUGGAGCGUUAAUAGAAGAGCCAUACCAUGCCGUCCUUGAGCAGGUUCGUUAUGUUCCCAGUAGAGUUUAUAUUUCAUGUACACUCUACGGGUCACCGGCGGCAGUCUCUCUCAAACCUGGAGUAUGGAUCGUGGAAAUUGCCGGUCGGAAGGUGACCGAUCUCGGAUCAUUCCUCGACGCGAUCCACGCCCAUGAGAAAGAGGUGGCGGAGAAUGAGGAUGAUGAUGGAUAUGUAAGAAUUAAGACUGUUAGUCGUAUGGAAGUGACAAAAGUAGUGGCGAUGAAGUUGGAUCCCCAUUACUGGGGAACUUGGCAACUGGUUAAGGAUGAAAAUGCUACGACAGGAUGGAAAUGUAUACCCGCGUAG
Paraglomus occultum is the source of this 3033-nucleotide messenger RNA. The record is from the annotation of a GenBank genome assembly. NCBI's taxonomy places the organism in Eukaryota, Fungi, Glomeromycota, Glomeromycetes, Paraglomerales, Paraglomeraceae.